Dipodomys spectabilis (banner-tailed kangaroo rat) is the source of this 1378-nucleotide messenger RNA. RefSeq names its product Wnt family member 10A (gene Wnt10a). Gene Ontology annotation, biological process: neuron differentiation; multicellular organism development; canonical Wnt signaling pathway. The record is from RefSeq and is a predicted model, not a curated record. Gene Ontology annotation, molecular function: frizzled binding; cytokine activity. Gene Ontology annotation, cellular component: extracellular region. The transcript is spliced from 4 exons. Lineage: Eukaryota; Metazoa; Chordata; Mammalia; Rodentia; Heteromyidae. Bases 125 to 1378 code for a protein of 417 amino acids.
ACCUGAGUCGGAGCUGUGUGUGGCAGCCGCCCCGACCCCUGCUGAUCAUGCGUCGUCGUCCCUGGCUUGCCAGUCCCGCCGGGCUGUGAGCCCCUCAUUCCCAGCCGGGCACGGCCCGCGCGCCAUGGGCAGCGCCCACCCCCGCCCCUGGCUGCGGCUCCGACCCCGGCCCCAGCCGCGGCCUGAGCUCUGGGCGCUCCUGUUCUUCCUACUGCUGCUGGCUGCCGCCGUGCCCAGGUCAGCACCCAACGACAUCCUGGGCCUCCGCCUUCCCCCAGAGCCUGUGCUCAACGCCAACACAGUGUGCCUGACAUUGCCCGGCCUGAGCCGGCGGCAGAUGGAGGUGUGUGUGCGUCACCCUGACGUGGCGGCCUCGGCCAUCCAGGGCAUCCAGAUUGCCAUCCAUGAAUGCCAACACCAGUUCCGGGACCAGCGCUGGAACUGUUCUAGCCUGGAGACUCGCAACAAGAUUCCCUACGAGAGUCCCAUCUUCAGCAGAGGUUUCCGAGAGAGCGCUUUCGCCUAUGCCAUCGCCGCAGCUGGAGUGGUGCACGCGGUGUCCAACGCCUGCGCCCUGGGCAAACUUCGAGCCUGCGGUUGUGAUGCGUCGCGACGCGGGGACGAGGAGGCCUUCCGUCGCAAGCUGCACCGCCUGCAGCUGGACGCGCUGCAGCGCGGUAAAGGCCUGAGCCAUGGGGUCCCAGAACACCCUGCCCUGCCUCCUGCCAGCCCAGGCCUGCAGGACUCUUGGGAGUGGGGCGGCUGCAGCCCCGAUGUAGGCUUCGGGGAGCGCUUCUCUAAGGACUUUCUAGACUCCCGGGAGCCUCAUAGAGACAUCCACGCCCGCAUGAGGCUCCACAACAACCGAGUUGGGAGGCAGGCGGUGAUGGAGAACAUGCGGCGAAAGUGCAAGUGCCACGGCACGUCGGGCAGCUGCCAGCUGAAGACGUGCUGGCAGGUGACGCCCGAGUUCCGCGCCGUGGGGGCGCUGUUGCGCAGCCGCUUCCACCGCGCCACGCUCAUCCGGCCGCACAACCGCAACGGUGGCCAGCUGGAACCCGGCCCCGCGGGGGCACCCUCGCCGCCGCCGGGCAUUCCGGGGCCGCGACGUCGGGCCAGCCCCGCUGACCUGGUCUACUUCGAGAAGUCGCCCGACUUCUGCGAGCGCGAGCCGCGCCUGGACUCGGCGGGCACCGUGGGCCGCCUGUGCAACAAGAGCAGCGCGGGCGCGGACGGCUGCGGCAGCAUGUGCUGCGGCCGCGGCCACAACAUCCUGCGCCAGACGCGCAGCGAGCGCUGCCACUGCCGCUUCCACUGGUGCUGCUUCGUGGUCUGCGAGGAGUGCCGCAUCACCGAGUGGGUCAGUGUCUGCAAGUGA